Suncus etruscus (white-toothed pygmy shrew) is the source of this 2784-nucleotide messenger RNA. It is a transcript of the gene LOXL3, whose product is annotated as lysyl oxidase like 3. The transcript is spliced from 14 exons. Bases 71 to 2404 code for a protein of 777 amino acids. The record is from RefSeq and is a predicted model, not a curated record. Gene Ontology annotation, biological process: inflammatory response; peptidyl-lysine oxidation. Lineage: Eukaryota; Metazoa; Chordata; Mammalia; Eulipotyphla; Soricidae. Gene Ontology annotation, cellular component: membrane. Gene Ontology annotation, molecular function: copper ion binding; protein-lysine 6-oxidase activity.
AGGACCGUGGGCUGGGUGCCCAGCUAAAGGACCCGAGAUCCGAAACCCUAGAUAGAGCCUCACUGACUGAAUGGGGUCCUUUGGGUCACUCCUGUCAACUGUUGGCUUCCUCUGCCAUGCAUCGCCAGUCUUCCCUGCCAUGCAGCCAAGCAGCAUCUGGCAGCGGAGGAGCCCGCUGGGGCUACAGCUGUGUCUGCUGUUCAGUGCCUGUCUGGCCUCUCCGACCCCAUCAACAGCCCCGGAGAAGAGGGCGGGGAGCCAGGGGCUGCGGUUCCGGCUGGCCGGCUUCCCGAGGAAACCCUUCGAGGGCCGGGUGGAGAUUCAGCGGGCUGGUGAAUGGGGCACAAUCUGUGACGAUGAUUUCACACUGCAGUCAGCUCAUGUCCUCUGCCGGGAACUGGGCUUCACGGAGGCAACAGGCUGGACCCAUAGUGCCAAAUACGGCCCUGGAACAGGCAGAAUCUGGCUGGACAACCUUAGCUGCCGCGGGACUGAGCAGAGUGUGACUGAAUGUGCCUCCAGGGGUUGGGGAAACAGCGACUGCACGCAUGACGAGGACGCAGGGGUCAUUUGCAAGGAAGAGCGCCUCCCCGGCUUCUCGGACUCCAACGUCAUUGAGGUGGAGCAGCAGCUGCAAGUGGCGGAGGUGCGGCUCCGGGCGGCCGUGGCGCGGGGCCGGCGGCCGCUGCCCGUGACCGAGGGCCUGGUGGAGGUGCGGCUCCCCGACGGCUGGGCCCAAGUGUGCGACCGCGGCUGGAGCGCCCACAACAGCCACGUGGUCUGCGGGACGCUGGGCUUCCCCCGCGAGAAGCGGCUCAACGCGGCCUUCUACAGGCUGCUGGCCCAGCGGCAGCAACACUCCUUUGGCCUGCAUGGGGUGGCGUGUGUGGGCACCGAGGCCCACCUCUCCCAAUGCUCCCUGGAGUUCUAUCGUGCCAACGACACAGCCAGGUGCCCCGGGGGGGCCCCAGUGGUGGUGAGCUGUGUGCCAGGCCCUCUGUAUGCAGUGACCAGUGGCCAGAAGAAGCCGCAGCAGGCCAAACCUCAGGGGGAGGCCCGAGUGCGUCUGAAGGGCGGCGCACACCCCGGAGAGGGUCGCGUGGAAGUCCUGAAGGCUGGCCAGUGGGGCACUGUGUGUGACCGCAAAUGGGACCUACAGGCAGCCAGCGUGGUGUGCCGGGAGCUGGGCUUUGGAAGCGCCCGUGAGGCCCUUAGUGGAGCCCGCAUGGGGCAGGGCAUGGGCGCCGUCCACCUGAGUGAUAUCCACUGUUCGGGCCUGGAGGCCUCGCUCUGGAAGUGUGAGCAUAAAAACAUCACAGCUGACGACUGUCCCCACAGCCAGGACGCAGCACUCCGCUGCCACCUGCCCUACACCGGGGUGGAGACCAAGAUCCGACUCAGCGGGGGCCGCAGCCGCUACGAGGGCCGAGUGGAAGUCCAAGUGGGGAGCCCUGGAUCCCUUCGCUGGGGCCUCAUCUGUGGAGAUGACUGGGGGACGCUGGAGGCCAUGGUGGCCUGCCGGCAGCUAGGGCUGGGUUAUGCCAACCACGGCCUCCAGGAGACCUGGUAUUGGGACUCGGGGAACAUCACCGAUGUGGUCAUGAGUGGCGUGCGCUGCUCAGGUGCUGAGCUGUCCCUGGACCAAUGUGCUCACCAUGGCGCCCUCACAGCCUGCAAGAAGUCUGGGACCCGCUUCACUGCAGGAGUCAUUUGCUCUGAGACGGCUUCAGACCUGCUGCUGCACUCAGCGCUGGUGCAGGAAACGGCCUACAUCGAGGACCGGCCUCUGCACAUGCUCUACUGUGCAGCCGAAGAGAACUGCCUGGCCAGCUCGGCCCGCCUAGCCAACUGGCCCUAUGGCCACCGGCGGCUACUACGCUUCUCCUCCCAGAUCCACAACCUGGGGCGAGCCGACUUCAGGCCCAAGGCAGGGCGCCACUCCUGGGUGUGGCACGAGUGUCACGGGCACUACCACAGCAUGGACAUCUUCACCCACUAUGACAUCCUGACCCCCAAUGGAACUAAGGUGGCCGAGGGCCACAAGGCCAGCUUCUGCCUGGAAGACACCGAGUGUCAGGAGGAUGUCUCCAAGCGGUAUGAGUGCGCCAACUUUGGAGAGCAGGGGAUUACUGUGGGCUGCUGGGACCUGUACCGCCAUGACAUCGACUGCCAGUGGAUCGACAUCACAGACGUGAAGCCAGGAAACUACAUCCUGCAGGUGGUCAUCAACCCCAACUUCGAAGUGGCAGAGAGUGACUUCACUAAUAACGCCAUGAAGUGUAACUGCAAAUAUGACGGACACCGCAUCUGGGUGCACAAUUGUCACAUAGGCGAUGCCUUCAGCGAAGAGGCCAACAGGAGGUUUGAGCGCUAUCCCGGGCAGACCAGCAACCAGAUCGUCUGAGGGGCUGCAACCCUCUUCCGCCAGCCCCCACCAGCUCCUCCAGGCAGGGGUCUGUGGCUACCUCAGGAGCUUCCCUAGGCCGUGGAACUGUUGAGCAGAAGUGACUGGUCUCCUGGGCCAUCUGACCAGGCCAUACAAGGCCAAGCCGAACAGAACACCAAGUUGGACAGUGGACAGUGGCUCCUGGCUAGAGCAGGGAUGUGGGCCUGAUCAGCUCCAGUAUCCCCCUCAAUUCAAGGGGUACAGCUUUACCUCCAGGCUGCCAGUGGGGAAAAGGGCUGCACUACCCGUCCCCACACACACACCCUCUAUCUGGCCCGUUCUUGACUUUCACAUGUUGCUAGGUAUAAUUUUAUUUUAUAUAAAAAGUGUUCUUGCCU